Molecule: messenger RNA, 1658 nt
Organism: Spea bombifrons (plains spadefoot toad)
Lineage: Eukaryota; Metazoa; Chordata; Amphibia; Anura; Pelobatidae
Gene: SIL1
Product: SIL1 nucleotide exchange factor
Exons: 2
Coding region: 264-1634 (456 amino acids)
Source: RefSeq, a predicted model, not a curated record
GACUUUGUAUACAAGUUUGAGGCUGGGUCUCGGAGCUUUGUCUUAACCGUUCCUCUCCAGUUCCCCGUGCAAGAAAACCUCGAUCAUUUACAUGGACGGCUAAUGCUGCUGCACGACUUGCCCUGCUUUAUAGAACAAGUGUGAUUUUUCAGUGGAGCAAAACAAUAGUUUUGGAAGUUCUUGGUGUGAGAAUUGGAAAUUGGAAUUCUACGGACGUGCUUUCAAGAUACAAUUUGAUUGGUCCUUCAAGAUACAUUAUUACUAUGGAGCCGCACGCUGCCUGCAGCUGCUUUGGCGUCAAUGGAAAGUUGGUUAUUUUUAUUUUAUUAUCAUUGUGUCUCCACGUAUGCUUGAGCGACACAAACGUGAGAAACUCUUUAAUGACAGUAGAAGACGCCGAAGAUGAAAGCGAAACAGAGGCUGUUGUAGAAAAUGAAGAUGAACAUGACCUCCAAGACAUGGAAGUAUUUUAUCCAACUCGUGAAUGGCAGGUGGUUAAACCAGGUCAGGCUGUCCCCCCAGGUCUACAUAUGCGCCUCAAUUUGCAAACCGGAAGGAAUGAGGCCAAGCUUCCAGAUGGACACCAUGACACGGACAACCAGAGGCCGGCACCCCAGUCAUCUUCCUUUUCGGAAGCGUACACCAAAAAAGAGCUAAAGGAAGCUUUGGCUAAAUUCAAAGAGGGCCACAAUCUAAAGAGUGAACAGGCUGACGUUGAAGAAGUCAAGCGACGUUUUCGGCCAAUAGAAGACUUGAAGAAGGAGUUCCGUGAACUCAAUCUAAAUAUUGAGACCGAUUUCGACAUAAUGACUAAAAUAAUCAACCGAUUUAAUAACUCGGUGUCUACUACUGCUGAGAAGGUCAAUGCCCUCUAUGACCUUGAAUACUAUGUUCACCAAGUGGACAAUGCCCAAAACCUUCACAGACUCGGGGGUCUUCAGCUUAUCAUCAGUAGCCUAAACAGUACAGAGCCUUCCUUGAUAGAACACUCGGCUUUUGUUAUUGGCUCUGCACUUGCCAGUAACCCCAAGGUUCAGAUUAAAGCUUUUGAGGGGGGUGUCCUUCAGAAGCUCCUAGCGGUUUUGGCAACAGAACAACCCGUCUCUGUGAAAAAGAAGGCGCUGUAUGCCUUAUCCUCUCUGUUGCGUCAGUUUCCGUACGCUCAGCAACAGUUUCUCAAGUUGGGUGGACUUCAAGUUCUAAAAAACUUCUUCAAGGAAAAAAACACAGAGCCGUUGUUUGUCCGGGUGAUAACGUUGUUAUACGAUAUGAUCAUGGAGAAGAUAUUACUUCAGAAAGAAAGCAAUAUCGAACUUGCAAGAGAAAAGAAACAUCAGUAUGACCAAAUCAACGUAACGGAAGCCAUAACCGAGCAAGGCUGGUGCAAAAUAAUAUCAAAUCUUCUCAGUCUGCCGGAAAACGACGCGCGAGAAAAAGUUCUGAAGAUGCUGUCGGUGCUGACCGCGUCUUGCAAGGAUGAGUUCCUAGAGGACCGGAGUCUUCACGAUCUUCUGGAUUUGCUGCGAAACGAGUUUGAAGAAUUUGUCGAAGAGGAAGAGAAGUCUGAAGAAACGGACGGAUAUUUUCGUGAACUCGUUGGCUUGGUCAAUGAAAUCUCAGACAAAUUGAAAUAAACGUUUGAAAAUGAAAAGUAAAAA